AAUUACCGCUGAUGUGCACUGAUGUGCGUUAAUGCAGGGCACUCUUCGAGCUGUAACAGUGAAUUUUUAUUAAAUCAUUGUUUAUGCGUAUAUUAUUUCGUGAUGCUCUUAACAGAAUACAAUUUUCGUUAAUGAAUGUGUAAUUUUUACAACGUGAAAUAUCAAUGUACGCUGUUUACCGAUCCAUAGUUCUAAUUAGGAAGUGAGUUAGUGAGGUUAAUUUAUCACCAAAGAAAAAAGGUGAAGAAUAAUAUGUCUUCCUGCGUGAAAAAGUGUACGUAUUUUUUGCGAACUGGUUUUUCUCGAAAAUUUAUGGAAACUAGAAAUUCCAAGAUAACCUCAAAUUUUGUCCUGGGUCGAGUUGUGGAUAAAAAAACACUUCUAUCGCCUUUUGUUGUACCUGCAAAUGUGCACACGGUACAUACUGCGCCUCAGGCUAGUUGGGUCACAAACAAAGAUGAAAGCCGAGAAUUAAUGGCAUUAUGGCCUGAUGUCGUCCGAGAUCUUACAGAAGCUGGUCGUCACCUUGACAUCCCUGAUGUCAACAGAUGGCUCGCAAAGGUGCUGCAGUACAACGUCCCGAGUGGAAAGAAAAAUCGCGCUUUAACUCUAGUAUAUGCGUACAGACAAUUUGCCCCGCAGGACCAAUUAACCGAAGAAAAUAUUCGCUUAGCUCGUAUUUUAGGAUGGUGCAACGAAAUGUAUCAAGCCUUUUUCUUGAUAUCAGACGACCUAAUGGAUCACUCGACAACACGUCGAGGACAACCAUGUUGGUACCGACACAAUGAUAUUGGACUCGCAGCGUUUAAUGAUGGAAUUUUACUAGAGCAAGCGAUAUACCAAAUUGUUCGAACACAUUUCAGAACUAAUCCCUGCUAUCUAGAUCUUAUAGAAACAUUCCACGAGAAUGUAUAUAAAACUGCAAUGGGACAAUCCCUAGAUUUGCUCUCAACCAAUUUCGGAAAGAAGCCUAAUUUGAGUCUCUUCACGAUGGACCGAUACAACGCUAUAGUCAAAUAUAAAACUGCAUAUUAUUCUUUCGUACUGCCAGUAACCUUAGCCAUGUAUUUGGCUGGAGUCAGAGAUCCUGAAAUGCACAGACAAGCCAAAACUAUUCUUCUCGAGAUGGGAAACUUCUUCCAAGUCCAAGACGACUACCUUGAUUGUUAUGGAGACCCUCAAGUUACAGGAAAAGUUGGAUCCGACAUUCAAGAAGGAAAAUGUUCCUGGCUCGUAAUCGUCGCUUUGCAAAGAGCAUCACCCGGCCAAAGAAAACUCCUAGAGGAUUGCUACGGAUAUGACGACCCAGAGAAAGUUGCACGGGUGAAACAGUUAUACAACGACUUAGGAUUGCCAACUACCUAUUCUGUUUAUGAGGAAGAAAAUUAUAAUUUAAUGAAUACACAUAUCCAGCAAAUAUCUCGCGGUCUUCCUCACGAUCUUUUCUUCAAAUUACUCGAGAAAAUUUACCGCAGAGACAUAUAAAAUUUCGCCACGGUGUCGAAAUUGGACAAAGGAAAAUAAAAUAUCUAUUCCUUUACAAACUUUACCAUGUUAUCCAUUCCUAUUCAAUUUUGCAGUGGCAAGAUACUGAUUUUCUUUCCUCUUUUUACGUUUCCUUUUCCCAUUUUACAAUUUAAUACUUUACUAGUCGUUAUAUUAUUCUCCCUUAUUUUCUAUGAAGUUGAUUUUCUAUGAUUGUAUGAUGAAGACAGAACGAAUUUUGUUAUUAUGCAAAAGAAAUUGCUAAUAGGGGAUAUUUUAACUAAUAGGGAUAUUUUCGUACAUUCUACGUGCGCUGUGAGCAAAUAAUUUCAUUGAAGAAGUCUAUAUUUUGUAUUUCUUUUUUUAAAUGAGAGAAUCGACUACAAUUCUAGUGUUUAUACCUCAAUAAACGUAUAGAUCACU
Messenger RNA from Belonocnema kinseyi, 1908 nucleotides. RefSeq names its product farnesyl pyrophosphate synthase (gene Fpps). Lineage: Eukaryota; Metazoa; Arthropoda; Insecta; Hymenoptera; Cynipidae. Gene Ontology annotation, biological process: trans, trans-farnesyl diphosphate biosynthetic process. The record is from RefSeq and is a predicted model, not a curated record. Bases 253 to 1485 code for a protein of 410 amino acids. The transcript has 8 exons. Gene Ontology annotation, molecular function: (2E,6E)-farnesyl diphosphate synthase activity; dimethylallyltranstransferase activity. Gene Ontology annotation, cellular component: cytoplasm.